AUGUCUGAACCAGUCCCCAGCCCUCCUCCGUACCCAGGCAAGCCAGUUGACUUGGCCAUCACCAAAUCGUCACCACCACGACCUAUUUGGAAGAAGUGGUGGAUUUGGCUCUGCGCUCUUCUAAUCAUUGCAAUCGCUCUCGGAUUGGGAGUUGGCCUUGGCCUUGGAUUACGACACAAAAACGAGGAUAAUGAUACAGGAGGUGCACCACCCAACCUUCCAGGUAAUAACAAUACGAACGCCACCUCGGGCGCAUUAUGGACUCCUGGUGCUGGUACGACCUGGCAAAUAAUGCUGCAGCAUCCUCUCACGGACUUUUCGUCACCCAGUGUUUCCGCCUUUGACAUUGACCUUUUUGACAAUGAUGCCUCCAUCAUUACCGCUCUGCAUGAUAAGAAUCGGAAGGUCAUUUGUUACUUUUCCGCUGGAAGCUACGAAAACUGGCGUUCUGAUGCCAGUCAAUUCAAGAAAGAAGAUUACGGGAGAAAACUUGACGGCUGGAAAGGCGAAUUUUGGGUUGACACCAAUUCCAACAACGUUCGCAACAUUAUGAGUGCUCGACUUGCCCUUGCUGCCAGCAAAGGGUGUGAUGGUGUUGACCCGGACAAUGUAGAUGGAUAUGAUCACGACACGGGGCUCAGUCUUACAACUGCAAGCGCCAUCAACUAUCUCACCUUUCUGGCCCAAACCUCACAUAAUCUCAACAUGUCAAUAGGCCUGAAGAAUGCAGAUAAAAUUGUGAGCUCAACUGUCGAUACCUUGCAAUGGGUUGUCACCGAGCAAUGUGGCCAAUACAAUGAAUGCGCUGCCUAUCAACCUUUCAUUGCGGCAGGAAAACCUGUCUUUCGAAUUGAGUACCCAAAUUCUGCGCCAUCGAUUUCGACAGAUACGAAGAAUCAGAUAUGUAGUGCAAGCGGUGCACAUGGGUUCUCAACAGUGAUCAAGAAGAUGGAUUUAGAUGAUUGGGUAGAAUACUGUUGA
This is a messenger RNA of Hymenoscyphus albidus, 981 nucleotides long. The record is from the annotation of a GenBank genome assembly. NCBI's taxonomy places the organism in Eukaryota, Fungi, Ascomycota, Leotiomycetes, Helotiales, Helotiaceae.